Choloepus didactylus (southern two-toed sloth) is the source of this 1606-nucleotide messenger RNA. RefSeq names its product epithelial stromal interaction 1 (gene EPSTI1). The transcript has 12 exons. Lineage: Eukaryota; Metazoa; Chordata; Mammalia; Pilosa; Megalonychidae. Bases 147 to 1094 code for a protein of 315 amino acids. The record is from RefSeq and is a predicted model, not a curated record.
GCGGGCGCAGUCUGCAGCCGGGAGCGAGAAAUCGAAACUCAGCUGUUGAAACCGCUGCCCCCGCUCUUUGGAAUCGCACCUCGAGACUCGCCGAGCGUCCCAGUCCGCAUCCGUCCCGCCGCAGCGGCGACCCCGGCCCCGUAGCCAUGUACACCCGCAGUAAGGUGGUGGGUUCCCGGCCCGGCGCCUCCUCCGCCUCCCGCCCCGCCUGGGACCCCUCGGGGCGCCGCCAGGAGCCGGGCCCGUUGCAAGACCAGAGCCAGGGUUUGGAGGUGGCCCCCGAGAUCCCUUCUCGGCAGAUCCCCGAGCACGCGGGCCUGAGGCACGGGCAGCACACAGGCACAUAUACUGUUAUAGCACCAAAUGAAAAUCGAAGAAAUCAGCUACAAAGAAUUGCUGCGAAAGAGCUGGAGGACCUGGAGAAGUGGAAGGAGCAGAAUAGAGCUAAACCAGUCAACCUGGCUCCGAGGCGGCUAGGUGGAAGCCAAUCUGAGGCUGAAGUGAGGCAGAGACAGCAACUCCAACUGAUGCAGUCUAAAUACCAGCAAAAGCUAAAAAGAGAAGAGUCUAUACGAAUCAAGAAGGAAGCUGAGGAAGCUGAAAUCCAAAAAAUGAAGGCAAUUCAGAGAGAGAAGAGCAAUAAACUGGAGGAGAAAAAACGAUUUCAGGAAAAUCUCAGAAGAGAAGCAUUUAGAGAGCAUCAUCAGUACAAAACUGCAGAAUUCUUGAGCAGACUGGACACAGAGUCACCAAACAGACGUGCCUGUCAAAUUGCGCCUCGUGAUCCACAGUCCUCGACUUCGAAACUUCCAGCCCUACCGAGGGAAGACAGCUGGGCCAGGAGCCGGGCUUAUAAGGAUUCACUGAGAGAAGAAGAAAACCGGAAAUUGCAAAAAAUGAAGGACGAGCAACACCAGAAGAGUGAAUUACUGGAACGAAAACAAUGGCAACAAGAGGAAGAAAGAGCCAGAACUCACCAAACUGAACACAGGAGGGUAAAUAAUGCUUUUCUGGACCGACUCCAAGGCAAAAGUCAACCAGGUAGCCUCAAGCAGUCCAGAAGCUAUUGGAAUACAGAAUAUGAAAAGUGGUAACAGCUGGGGCACAUGGGAAAUAUUUUCUUCCAGCCUUCAUCAACUGACCUUGAAAAACCUCGCGAGAUGCUUUUCCUUAAUGCGAUUGUGUCCGCCUCACUGUUGUGAUCUUGACUUCAACAGCCCAUCCACUCCACUGGGCAGUUGGGUGCUUGUGUGUGUUUGCAAGAGCUGACUGCUGAGCUCAUAUUUAAUCUCUAGUGCCAAUGAAAUGUUGCAUUAUUUUUUUCUAAUUGAUAUUACCUCGUAUUGCCAAAUAUAUAAUUAAAGCAACGUGAGUGAGAUAGAAAAGGAGGGGAUCAUUUAAUGCUUUCAGGUACGUAAAAGCUAUGGAGGAUGCAAGAUUGUAUUUUUAAGCAACUCAUUUUAAUCUAAAUUCUCAGAUCAGGUCUGGAUCCUUUUAGAUUUUAAUUCCUACUUUCUUAAUCCAGCUUACAAAACAAGCAAAAGAGAAAUAAAUCUUUUAGAUGCUUUUAAACAGAUUUAUAAAUAAAUUUUAAACUGUUUCUGUA